AGCUGCCUCGCUGGUUGUUGAAAACUUAUUCAUUUUAAGCAAUUAUUCUUCACAAUUUUAAAUAAACACAACCACGUUUGGAUCUAAACCUAUCAGCACUAGCUUUUUCUUUCAUUCUGUCAUUGUUUUUUUCCCACAGAAAGUAAGAGAAAACUCAAUGGAGAAAAACUCUGUUCUCCUUCUUGCUUUCUUCCUCAUUCUUUCACCUUUGGUAGCUCCAAGUCAAGGCAAGAAGCAAACACAAGCUCUUGGCUAUCUUUACAAGAGCAAGAUGAAGGGAAGUUCUGGCAUUAAUAAGAGUCUUUUCAAGGCAGUUGACCACAUCAACAAGACCAGGGUUCAUCCACAGGAGGGAAUGAAAGAGAAAGAUAGAAUUGAAAAGUUGCCUGGACAACCUCAUGUCCAAUUUUCACAGUAUGGUGGCUAUGUAACAGUUGAUAUAUCAGCAGGUCGUGCGCUUUUUUACUAUUUCGUUGAGGCUCAGCAGCAUUCCAGGGAGUCUUUGCCUCUUCUUCUUUGGCUUAACGGAGGCCCCGGCUGUUCAUCUCUAGCCUAUGGAGCAAUGGAAGAGCUUGGACCCUUUAGAGUUCAUAGCAAUGGAAAAACACUUUACAGAAAUAGAUACUCAUGGAACUAUGCUGCAAAUGUUUUGUUUCUCGAGUCGCCUGCUGGGGUAGGAUUUUCAUACUCCAACACAACAUCAGAUUAUGAUGAGAGUGGUGAUAGUAAAACAGCUGCUGAUAAUUAUGUGUUCUUGUUAAAUUGGUUGGAGAGGUUUCCUGAAUACAAAGGCAGGGAUUUUUAUAUCGCUGGUGAAAGCUAUGCCGGGCAUUAUGUCCCUCAACUUGCACAUACCAUUCUCCAACACAACGUGAAGGCUAACAAGACGCUUAUCAAUCUCAAAGGAAUUAUAAUUGGGAAUGCUGUGAUCAAUGAUGAAACUGAUGUUAAAGGAAUGUAUGACUACUUUGAGAGCCAUGCUCUCAUUUCAGACGAAACUGCAUACAGGAUUCAAAAAUACUGUAAUUUUGCAUCAGAGAAUAACUCAGAGUCCAGUAUUGAGUGCAAUGCCGCCACUGAUGAGGCAAACAGGGAUGUCAACAACAUUGAUAUUUACAAUAUCUAUGCCCCCUUAUGCCACAAUUCCAAUCUCACAGUCCGGCCCAAGGAGCCUUCUGUGAUGAAUUUUGAUCCAUGCAGCGAUUAUUACGUAUAUGCAUAUCUAAACAGGGCUGAUGUUCAAGAGGCCAUCCAUGCCAAUGUAACAAUACUUGACCAUGAUUGGCAACCCUGCAGCGACAUCAUCAGAAAAUGGAGAGAUAGCCCUUCAACAAUUAUUCCCCUUCUACGGGAGUUAAUGGUUAACAGAAUCAGAGUGUGGGUUUUUAGCGGUGAUACGGAUGGAAGGAUACCAAUUACUUCAACCAAGUACUCUAUUAAUAAGAUGAAGCUUCCAGUUAAAACUAAGUGGCAUCCUUGGUACCUUGACGGAGAGGUUGGUGGUCAUACCCAGGUAUAUAAGGGAGAUUUAACAUUUGCUACUGUAAGAGAAGCGGGGCACCAAGUGCCAAGCUUCCAACCAAAUAGGGCACUUUCACUGAUCACCCACUUUCUUGCUGGCACGCCUCUCCCUGAUACCUCAAAACACAUCUGA
Messenger RNA from Durio zibethinus, 1654 nucleotides. RefSeq names its product serine carboxypeptidase-like 40 (gene SCPL40). NCBI's taxonomy places the organism in Eukaryota, Viridiplantae, Streptophyta, Magnoliopsida, Malvales, Malvaceae. The record is from RefSeq and is a predicted model, not a curated record. Gene Ontology annotation, biological process: proteolysis. Gene Ontology annotation, cellular component: vacuole. Gene Ontology annotation, molecular function: serine-type carboxypeptidase activity.